AUGAGUACAGCAAUUAACGAUGACGUUAUCGUGCCCGUUGCAGAUAUUGUAAAGGAAUUACAAAGCUUGAAAGAUGUUAAAACGGUGGACAUAACCGAUUUCCAGGUUAAGGGUUCAUUGGCCAAUAUAGUUCCUUAUUGCAAGUCCGUUUCGCACCUGAGGAUCGAAAUCAAUCCGAAUGAGAACAUCAAACAGUACGAAUCAUUUGGCAGAUUGUCCGAACUCAAGCAAUUCUAUAUUAUUGGACAGCAUGAGCCGGGAACUUUGCAGCCCUUUUUUUUGCAGGCAGCUAAAAGCAACAUUUCAAUCCUAACGUUGGAAGAUGCGGAGCUCAAUCCGGAUGAAGUGUCUUUAAUGACCUCGAUGAAGUCUUUGCAAGUACUGACGUGUGGUUUCAGCGAUCCCCAGUCAGUCGGCCUUCUGGCAAAAAUGGAUAAUCUUAAAGAUGUGAGUAUAACCACUCCGCUAAAUUUCGAUAUUGCUAUCCAAGUGGUAGCGAUUUUAAAGGAAACCAAACAAGAAAUGCGCAUCGAUUUGACCCACGAAGAGUCAGGACUUUGCCUUGAUUGGAAUCUCCAGCGCUUGAUAAUAUAUCUACCGCGUUACGAUCCCAUUGAUUUGAGCUGGUUUGCUUCUCUAUCGGAAAUUCCAGAAAUAAAAUACUUCACCAUUCAAGGGACCCACCAGAAUGGCUCACUUCUUGAGCUUCUACGUGGUUUUGGUGGCAAGGAGCCCAAAAAAUUGGAAGAGCUUGUGAUUUACAAUAAAAGUUGGUUGACCAGCGAAGAAACCGCUGCUCUGGCCUUUAUAAAAUCCUUGAAAUCGGUGGAAUGUGGAUUUCUUAGCUCGGUUAAUAUGGAAAAAAUCGCAAACCUUACGGAUUUGCAGGAAUUUUGCAUUUCAUCCAGGCCGAAAGAGGAAUCUUUAUGUAAACUUCUUAUGGCUCUGUCCUCCAUGGAAGAACAAACCCUGCAGUACUUUUACUCACCUGUGGGCACGUUGGGUUAUGACGAAACCGAAGAGCUGGCUAACAUAAAAUCUUUAAAAUACCUGAGUUGCAAAUUUAGUCAUGUGGAAGCCCUUGAGCAGUUGGAAAACAUGCCAAACUUGGAAUACGCCUUCUUUAGUGUAAGGCAAAAGGAAUACAAUGUCGUUCAGCAGGCAGGUCGCCUUCUAAAAUUUCUAAAAAGUUGCCAAAAGAAGGCGCAGAUCGAAUUUCGGGGAUGUGAUGUAACAUAUUCUAAGAGCGAAGGACUUCUCGUUGUGGAGUUUAAAGAAAAGAAAGCCGGCGGCAUUCUAUGUUCUCAGCUAGGACUGUUGGGUAAUAUCAGGAGUCUUCAGAUCAUCGAUAGGCCCAAAAUCGGUAAUUUAGAAAACCUGCUCAAAGGAGUACUUCAUUACAAUGAAGUGGAGAGCUUGGAAAUAGAUGAACUCCAAGAGGAGGAGAUACCAAUCGUGGCCCAAAUGGAUUCGCUUUCGAAACUAACAGUUGGCUUCUCCGAUCAGAGGAACAUAAAUCUGCUGGCACGUUUGCCGCAUCUCACAUAUCUUUGUGUCACCAAACAUCCGUCGGGAGAAUUGGAAGAUCUGCUAUGUGACUUGGCUUUGCGAAUGCCGCCCGUUGAACUCGACACCCUCAGCAUCCUGGGCAAUUAUUUAAGGUCUGAAGAGAUAGUACAACUGGCCAAAAUCAGUUCCCUGCGAAGCUUGAGAUGCGGUCUCUUCGAUCCCUACGAUAAUCGGGCUUUAACCGAGCUGGCCGAGAUCUCAAUGCUGGAGGAAUUGGAUAUCGUUUCAUAUAUUACGGGCUCUAUGGUAAAGCUAUUUAAGGCCCUAAGGCGAAUGAAACAAUUGCAUCGCCUGGUGGUAAGGGGCUGCCCUUUGAUAUCCAAGGAAGUCGUAGCCAUCAAAAAACUACGUUUCCUGAGGACUCUUCACUGCACUUUAGCCGAUGCCACUGACAUAGAAAUUCUAAGUCGCGCCCCAAAGCUAGAAGAGCUUCUUAUUUAUUCAAUUUAUGUAAUCACCUCUAAUUUUUUGGCUCCAUUAGCCAAAAAACAGCCACAAACGCUUAAAAAGCUGAUCAUUAAGUUCAGAUCACUGGGAGAAGGCGAACUCAACACCUUGGCUUGGUUGAAGAGUCUGGAGCACCUGAACUGUAUAGUUCACAGCGAGCUUAAUUUGCACAAUUUGGCUUUCCUUAAUUUAAAGGAGUUAACCUUGGAAUGCUGCAAAGAAAUUAGUAUUGAGAACUUUCUCAAAGAGUUGGUUGCUAGAAAAGAACACGUUCUCUGCUCCUUUGACCUGAGAAACCAGCUUUUAAUUUUCAGAUCAACUCAAUUGCUUGUGCAAAUAAAUUCGCUAAGGAAAUUGAAAAUUGGGUUUAAAGAUCAGGAAAGCUUCGAUCUUCUAACUCAACUAACUGAACUGGAAGUACUGGAAAUCAAAAAGAAGACUUACCAUGUCAAUCAAAUUCUUAGCAUCCUUACAUGUUGCCGAAAACUACGUGAGAUUAUUUUCGUUGAAAGUGACAUUCACAUAAACACUGAGUUUAUCGGUCAGUGUCUGGAUGUUUUAAAGUCUGUUCGAAAUCCCGAAGAACAUAAGCCAUUACAAAUGUAUUUGCACGAAAUGUGUUGUGUAUCCACAGAUCAGAAAUACAAUGUCGAUCAAUCUUAUUUGACCCUUAACUUGAUAAAGCGUCCUUUAUUCGAUGAGUACAAUGACGAAAUCGUAUAUCCUCGCAGCGUCAAUAGCAGUGAAUCUGAAGAAGAUUCCUCGGAAAGUUCUGAAGAAACUUCCUUUGAGAGUACCUAGGACAAAAAUUCGACAAACAAUCUUUCUAAGGAUUGAUUACUUUUAUAUAAUACAUUGUCAUAUAUUUAAUAAUGAAUAAAAUAUGUUUUUAAUUCAUGUGUAAC
This is a messenger RNA of Drosophila ficusphila, 2921 nucleotides long. RefSeq lists its product as uncharacterized. The transcript is spliced from 2 exons. The record is from RefSeq and is a predicted model, not a curated record. The coding region runs from base 1 to 2817 and encodes 938 amino acids. NCBI's taxonomy places the organism in Eukaryota, Metazoa, Arthropoda, Insecta, Diptera, Drosophilidae.